Molecule: messenger RNA, 558 nt
Organism: Hyaloscypha bicolor E
Lineage: Eukaryota; Fungi; Ascomycota; Leotiomycetes; Helotiales; Hyaloscyphaceae
Product: peptidyl-tRNA hydrolase
Exons: 1
Coding region: 1-558 (185 amino acids)
Molecular function (GO): peptidyl-tRNA hydrolase activity
Source: RefSeq, a predicted model, not a curated record
AUGGCGACUCCAGUCCGCCUUCUCGUCUGCUCAAUUGGCAAUCCAGGGCCGUAUCUAAAUACCCUCCACUCAGCAGGCCACACCGUCCUCUCCGCCCUCGCAAAUACGCUCUCCUACCCUUCAUUCCAGAAAUCCCGAGCUUACGGCAAUGGCCUCGUAUCCACAGGCUCCGAAUUUACGCUCUGGCAGUCUGGCUCUUUGAUGAACGUCUCAGGCGUGGGUCUUACUGCUGCGUGGCGACAAUUCCAGAAAGAAGGGAGGGGAGAGGAUGCAAGGUUGGUGGUUGUGCAUGAUGAGCUUGAGUUGGCGCCGGGACAGUUGAAGGUUAAGAGUGGGAGUGCGAGCGCGAAGGGACAUAAUGGAUUGAAGAGUAUUAAUGCGCUUUUGAGGGGGACGGAGUACACCAGGAUUGGGGUCGGGAUUGGGAGGCCAGAGAGUAGGGAGCCGGAUGUGGUGGCGGGAUAUGUGUUGAGGAAGAUGAGUGCGCAGGAGAGGAUUAAGGUUGAGGGGUGCGUGGGGAAAGUAGAGAUGGAGUUGAGGAGGAUGAUAGAGGGUUAA